This is a messenger RNA of Adineta steineri, 1152 nucleotides long. The record is from the annotation of a GenBank genome assembly. NCBI's taxonomy places the organism in Eukaryota, Metazoa, Rotifera, Eurotatoria, Adinetida, Adinetidae.
AUGACUCAAGUUGUACCUGAACAUGUGGCUCGUGCUAAACUUAGCGAUGGAUCAAGUAAUAAUAAUAACAAUAACAAUAAUAAUAAUAAUAAUAAUAAUAAUACUAUUCGGAAAGAAAGUAAUAAUACAAAUAAAAAACGAUCACAACGUUCGAAUUCUGCAACAUUAAGUACAAUAUCUGUCACAUGUGAUACAGAUACAUCUGUACGAUCUCGUAACAGUCGUUAUCAACAAUCUCCAUCGAAAAAUGCAUUGCUACCCGAUUCUAAUAUAAGUGCAUCACAUUCAUCAUCAACAUUAAUGAAUGUGUCUGGUAAUCCUCCUCCAACGUCAUUUUCUAACCGUCGUCAACACAAGCCAAGUGGAAAUAGUUCAUCAUCAAUGUCAACUAGUUUAACAACUACAUCAGAAAUGAAUAUUAUACAGGAAAAAUCGCUAUUAAGCUCAUCUGCAUCAACAUUAUCAAUGCCCAAUAGACCUUCAACAAAAACUAAAGGAGGAGCUGGUGCUGUUGGUGGAACAGCCUAUGCAACAAGAAAUUUCUCUAAUAAACAACGUGCAACUUCAUUUGAUGAUCAUCAACACCGUUCAAAUCAAAAUCGUGGAAUUGGAAAGAGUGUUCUUGAACAUCUUGUUUUUGUCUUUCCGGAAAACGUUCGAAGAAUACUUGGAGGACCAAAAAAUUUAACGGAGCGCGCCAACGACAACCGUCAAUCUACAGAACCUGUAGACUUAGGUGAACCACCUUCUAUUGAAGAACUCAAAAGUUGGUCGGAAUCCUUUGACAAAUUAAUGCUUAAUCCCGCUGGUCGUCGUUAUUUUCGCGAUUUUUUACGAUCCGAAUAUAGUGAAGAAAAUUUUCUAUUCUGGAUGUCCUGUGAAUCACUUAAAAAUGAACAAAAUCCUGAGAGAAUUGAAGAAAAAGCACGAUCAAUCUAUGAAGAUUAUAUAUCUAUUUUAUCUCCGAAAGAGGUAAGUUUGGAUAGUCGAGUGCGCGAAGUAAUCAAUAAAAAUAUGGUUGAACCAUCUCCACAUACAUUCGACGAAGCCCAAUUACAAAUAUAUACUUUGAUGCAUCGUGACUCUUAUCCACGUUUUAUAAAUUCACAAAUAUACCGGCGACUAUUGCGUAACGAAGAUCCAUCUACUUGA